Molecule: messenger RNA, 578 nt
Organism: Racocetra persica
Lineage: Eukaryota; Fungi; Glomeromycota; Glomeromycetes; Diversisporales; Gigasporaceae
Source: the annotation of a GenBank genome assembly
GUGGGGAAUGUAAUUAUGGAGGACAACAUAAAAUGAGUGAUGACUUAUGUCAGAUUAAUAAAAACUUUCGAGCGUUUGAUGUUUUAGUUAAAAAACAAGCCAAAAUCUCCCGAGCCAAGAAUGAAAAAGAUUUUAAUGAGGCCAAGAAUAAAUUGUUAUCUUCUUUCCAAGAAUUGAAAAAGAAAUGUGAAGAUGAGGCUGGAGCCGGUUUUUUUUAUGGUAGUUGUAUUGGAUUAGAUGGUAACAAAGGUGAUUUCUCAGAGAGAAUCAAAUCAACUUUUAGAAGAUUAGCCAAAGAGUUAGGCUAUUACAUUGAGGAAAAAGAUCCGGUUAAGAAAGCUCGUUUAUUUGCGGCUCUAAGUCAGAAAAAUCAGGCCAUUAAAUCUUUACAAGUUGAAUUAAGAAAAGAUCCGGUUUAUGAAUUAUUUAGUGCGGAGAAGUCUGAGGAGUUGAAUGGUAAAGAAGGAACAGAAGAAACUGCUGAGCCUAAGAAAUAUUUAGGAUUUAUCCCUUUGGGGAUUGGUAAAAAUGCUCUGCUGAUUAGCGGAGGAUUAAUAGGACUAGGGCUAAUUUGGUGA